GGACCCUCUGCUAAAUUUCCCAUGGGUGAAUCAAGGCUUCGUCUGAGCAAGCCAGAAACGGAGGCUUUUCCUCUAACCCACUUGCUGGCUGAACCGAGUGCGCCAGGUCUCAGAGUGGCUUAGCCAGGCCGGCAGCAGCAACAGAGGACGCUUGCGGACUGCGGGAGGGAGAGCGCCCCGGCAUCGCCCCUCGGAGCAGAGGCGCCAUGGCCGAGCCCAAGGGCACGGUGGUGCUCGCCUACAGCGGGGGCCUGGACACCUCCUGCAUCCUGGUGUGGCUGAAGGAGCAGGGCUACGAGGUGGUGGCGUUCCUGGCCAACAUCGGGCAAAAAGAAGACUUUGCAGAGGCGCGCAAGAAAGCGCUGGCCCUGGGGGCCAAGAAGGUCUACAUCGAGGACGUGAGCCGGGAGUUCGUGGAGGAGUUCAUCUGGCCGGCGGUGCAGGCCAACGCGCUCUACGAGGACCGGUACCUGCUGGGCACCUCGCUGGCCCGGCCCUGCAUCGCCCGCAAGCUGGUGGAGAUCGCCCGGAAGGAGGGAGCCCGCUUCGUCUCGCACGGUGCCACGGGCAAGGGCAACGACCAGGUGCGCUUCGAGCUCUCCUGCUACGCCCUGUGUCCCGGCAUCAAGGUCAUCGCGCCGUGGAGGCUGCCUGAGUUUUACCACCGCUUCCCGGGGCGCCGCGAGCUGAUGGACUACGCGGAGAAACACGGCAUCCCGGUGCCGGUGACUCCCAAGGCGCCCUGGAGCAUGGACGAAAACCUCAUGCACAUCAGCUACGAAGCCGGGAUCCUGGAGAACCCCAAGAAUCCAGCUCCCCCCGGGCUCUACACGAAGACGCAGGAUCCAGCCACCGCCCCGGACACCCCGGACACGCUGGAGAUUGAGUUCAAGAAGGGUGUCCCCGUGAAGGUCACCAACACCAAGGACGGAGCCACCCGCCAGGCGGCCCUGGAGCUCUUCGUCUACCUGAACGAGAUCGCGGGCAAGCACGGCGUCGGGCGGAUCGACAUCGUGGAGAACCGCUUCAUCGGGAUGAAGUCCAGAGGUAUCUAUGAGACCCCAGCAGGAACGAUCCUAUACCAUGCGCAUUUAGAUAUUGAGGCCUUCACCAUGGACCGGGAAGUACGGAAAAUCAAGCAGGGGCUUGCCUUGAAAUUCUCCGAGCUGGUGUACAACGGCUUCUGGCACAGCCCCGAGUGCGAAUUCAUCCGCCACUGCAUCAGCCGCUCCCAGGAGCUGGUGGAGGGCAAGGUGCGCCUCUCCGUCUUCAAGGGCCAGGUCUACAUCUUGGGCCGGGAGUCCCCGCAGUCCCUGUACAACGAGGAGCUGGUGAGCAUGGACGUGCAAGGGGAUUACGAGCCCGCUGAUGCCACCGGCUUCAUCAACAUCAACUCACUCAGGCUAAAGGAAUAUCAUCGUCUCCAGAGCAAGGUCACUGUAAAGCAGAAUGAAUAGCAAUCAAUCGCAUGUGGGCCUCCCGCUCCCCUUUCUAAUUUCUCUAAGAACUAGCACUAAUUGUGGUGGUAAUUUGUAAUUGUAACUCGUCUCCCGGAGUCAACACCGAGGUGAUGGCUUUGUUACGGGGCGGCUGCCGCAAGUGAAAUGGAAUCAUUAAAAAGGUGGUCGGCCAGAAGAGAAGUGGGAAAAGAAAUUAAAACAGCCACGCGCUGGGUCUCUUCAUUGAGAGUGGGGCUUUAUUCUUUGCUUGUUUGUUUGCUCUUCUUGCGUUGAGUUGGCCAAACGCUUCCCCAAGCCGGGCUUUGUGAAAUUUGUAAUGGAUUAAGUGCCUCUGAAGGACGUGUGGGUUUUGUCGCAAUCGGUACCUUUUUAUUAAAGCGGGAAGGGGGAGAGAAAUCUUCCCCCAAGCAAGGCA
Messenger RNA from Dromaius novaehollandiae (emu), 1875 nucleotides. It is a transcript of the gene ASS1, whose product is annotated as argininosuccinate synthase 1. Gene Ontology annotation, cellular component: cytoplasm. The record is from RefSeq and is a predicted model, not a curated record. Gene Ontology annotation, molecular function: ATP binding; argininosuccinate synthase activity. Bases 207 to 1457 code for a protein of 416 amino acids. NCBI's taxonomy places the organism in Eukaryota, Metazoa, Chordata, Aves, Casuariiformes, Dromaiidae. The transcript has 16 exons. Gene Ontology annotation, biological process: urea cycle; L-arginine biosynthetic process.